Messenger RNA from Hyaloscypha bicolor E, 1002 nucleotides. RefSeq lists its product as uncharacterized. Gene Ontology annotation, molecular function: hydrolase activity. Bases 1 to 1002 code for a protein of 333 amino acids. The transcript has a single exon. Lineage: Eukaryota; Fungi; Ascomycota; Leotiomycetes; Helotiales; Hyaloscyphaceae. The record is from RefSeq and is a predicted model, not a curated record.
AUGACAUCCACGAUACCCACGAAAUUCCUGAUCCUCUCGGAUACCCACAAUUUCGCCUUUGGCGAUACGGAGAAAGUCAAUGAACCCCUUCGACACCCACUUCCAAAAGCAGAUGUCCUCCUCCAUUGCGGCGACUUAACCUCGGUCGGAGGAGUCCCUGCAUACAAGAGUCUCCUCAGAGUGCUGGGCAACAUCGAUGCUGAACUGAAGCUCGUCAUCGCCGGGAACCGCGACCUCGACCUCGACAAACGAUAUUUCGGCGCUCACCUUGACGAAGAGCACGAAGAUCCAGACGGACACAAGAAGGCGAUUGAGGUCAUGAAAGGUCCAUUGGCGAAGGCAGCCGGUGUCAUCUACCUGGAGGAGGGCCUCAACACUUUCACGCUCAAGAACGGCGCCAAGUUCACGAUCUACACGUCUCCAUAUACGCCUGAGUUCUGUGAUUGGGGCUUCCCUUACGAGCGCAAUGAAGAUCGAUUUAAUCCGGCCCAGCACGUUGCAUCGGAUGUCAAAUGCAUUGCGAAGAAUCCCGUCCCCGAUUUCCCCGGGAUCGACAUUAUGAUGACACAUGGGCCGCCCGAAGAUAUCCUCGACUGGACUUACAACGGUACGAGCGUUGGAUGCAGAGCGUUGAUGCGCGCGGUCAGCCGUGCACGGCCUCUGCUCCAUUGCUUUGGGCUCAUUCAUGAGGCUUGUGGAGCUAAAAUGGUCACCUGGAAAGAUGACAAGACGAAGAUAGGAGCGGAUGCGAUUGAAAAUCAGACUUCAAUGCCAAAUGCUUAUCCAGGACCCAGCAAAUUGCCGGUGAAAUUUGGUAAGGAGACGUUGAUGGUCAACGCGUCAAUUGUGAAUCUGAAGUACAAGCCCACGAAUGCACCGUGGUUGGUCGAGUUGGAUUUGCGUCGUGGGACGCGAGGGUCACUGGGGGGAGAAGAGAGUGUCAGUGGGUCAAUUGCGUUUCAUCACAGUUCUGGGGGAGUAGAGGACAACUUAAAGGAAUGA